ACACACAACACACUCACGCUCACGCUCACACAGACACCCCUCCCGGUCCAACCCCACCAUGGCUGACACCUGCUGCACAAGGACUUGCGUGAUUGCUGCAUCCACCACAUCUGUCUGCUCCAGUAAUUUGAGUUGUGGCAACCGGAUAUGCUCUCCCAGCACCUGCCUAGGUGCCUCAUGGCAGGCAGACAAUUGUCAGGAGAGCUACUGUGAGCCCCCAUGCUGUGCCCCCAGCUGUUGCCAGUCCAGCUACUGCCAGCCAAGCUGCUGUGCCCCAGCCCCCUGCCUGACCCUUGUCUGCACCCCAGUGAGCUGUGUGUCCAGCCCCUGCUGCCAAUCUUCUUGCUGUACACCCUCAUGUUGCCAGCAGUCUAGCUGCCAGCCAGCUUGCUGCACCUGCUCCCCCUGCCAGCAGCCCUGCUGUGUGACCCUUUGCUGCAAGCCUGUCUGCUGCACACCCAUCUGCUCUGGAUCAUGCUGCCAGCAGUCUAGCUGCCAAUCCUCAUGCUGUCAAUCCCCCUGCUGUGUGCCUGUCUGCUGCAAGCCUGUGUGCUGCACACCCAUCUGCUCUGGCUCCUCCCCCUGCUGCCAGCCCUCCUGCUGUGCUCCUGUGUGCUGCAAGCCCUGCUCCAGCCUGUCCCUGCUGUGUCGCCCUGUGUGCAGACCUGCCUGCUGUGUGCCCACCUCCUCCUGCUGUGCUUCCUCCUGCCAGCCCAGCUGCUGUGGCCCAACCUCUAGUGUAUCCCUGCUGUGCCGCCCUGCCUGCUCCAAACAGGCCUGCUGUGGACAGAAGUCCAGCUGCUGA
Mus musculus (house mouse) is the source of this 805-nucleotide messenger RNA. It is a transcript of the gene Krtap10-34, whose product is annotated as predicted gene, 19668. Gene Ontology annotation, cellular component: keratin filament; cytosol. Lineage: Eukaryota; Metazoa; Chordata; Mammalia; Rodentia; Muridae. Bases 59 to 805 code for a protein of 248 amino acids. The transcript has a single exon. The record is from RefSeq and is marked validated.